Molecule: messenger RNA, 717 nt
Organism: Talaromyces stipitatus ATCC 10500
Lineage: Eukaryota; Fungi; Ascomycota; Eurotiomycetes; Eurotiales; Trichocomaceae
Exons: 2
Coding region: 1-717 (238 amino acids)
Molecular function (GO): oxidoreductase activity
Source: RefSeq, a predicted model, not a curated record
AUGAUUACCUUCAACAUCGAAAUCGUCUCCGACCCAAUAUGCUCGUGGUGUUUCAUUGCCCAUCGUGCCCUCGAAAAAACAGUUCGACUAUAUCGAACCACAAUCCCCGACGGAUUAGCCGACGAGUUCAACAUAACUUAUCUCCCCUACUACCUUCUCGAUCCGACAUUACCAAGUAGAAACAAAACGAACUUUGAAAGCGUAAUCGCGCUUCGAAAACAUCAGAAUCUGACGUAUAAUCGCAUCAUGCAAAUUGGACGCAGUUACGGUAUCUCGUUCAAUUUCUUUGAGGGUAAAAUUGGGGGUACGAGGGAGGCGCAUCGUUUGAUUCAAUUAGUGCAGAGUCGAAGGGGCGCGGAAGUCAGGGAUAGAGUGAUAGAUAGGAUAUGCAGCGCUUUCCAUGAAAGGGCAAUGGAUAUCACAAAUCAGGAAGUUUUGAGGUCCAUUGCUAUUGAUGCUGGUGUUGGUGUUGAGGAGGCUGAUGGAUGGAUGGAUAAGGAUAUUGGUGGCGAAGAACUUGAGGUUCAGCUUAAAAGAGCUCGGAAUUUGGUGGGUGCUGAGAAUAAAGGAGUGCCAGUUGUUAUUGUACAAGGACAGGUUAGGUUUGACGGAGCUCCGGAUAUUUCUGAACUUCUCGGGACUUUGGUGAGUAUUAGGGACGGGAUGGUUGAAAAAAAUGUCGACCUGCAAGGACAAGCAAGUACUGAUCGAUGCUAA